CAAACAGUGAAGGCAAUGGUCCUGGCAGAGUGUCCUGCUUUCGGAGGGAGACUUUUACACUGUACGAAAGCUAAGGGAAACACUCGUCGCUGAUGUGAACCAGAGCCCUCGUGCACUCGCCCUGGAUUAAAACGGAAACUUUUACGAUGGCUCUGUGGGUGAAAAAGUAGCAUUAGAAGCUAACCGCCGACGGACCUUCCACUGCAAAGCAACUCCGAGUAGAUGCACGGCCACUGCUGAAAAAUAUGCUCCAGCCGAGCCGCCUGAACCCCGGCUUCAGCAGCAGAUUCCCCGCGUUAUAACCAGUUUUGUGAGACAUUCUCCGGGCUUCUGUUUUUAUUUUUCCCUCCGCUCCUUUCCUAUAAAGUCUACUGUACGAGACCCACCUGCGAGAGAGCAUUAUGGCAGGGAAGCUGACAGCAGCGCAAGGAACAGGAAUACUGCUGGUGACAGCCAACGUCGGGUCAUUGUUCGAGGAUCCAGAAAAUCUACAGAAAACAUGGCUGAGGGAGUUUUACCAGACAAUACAGACACACAAGCCUCACUUCUUUGCAUUGCACUGUCAGGAGGUGGGGGGGAAGAACUAUGAGGCGUCCAUGUCCCACGUGGAUAGUUUUGUCAAAGAGCUGUUGUCCAGUGAUGUGAUGAAGGAGUACAACAGAGCCCGCGUCUACCUCGAUGAGAACUACAAAUCCCAGGAGCAUUUCACAGCUCUGGGAAGUUUCUACUUUAUCCACGAGUCGUUGAAAAACAUCCAGCAGUUUGAUUUCAAAGCCAAGAAAUUCAAGAAGGUCGUGGGGAAGGAAACGUACUCAGAGACACUAGAAAGCACCCCCUCGCUGGAGAAGGAGAAGUUUCCCCAGGACUACUUCCCUGAGUGCAAGUGGUCCAGAAAGGGAUUCAUCAGGACUCGAUGGGCCCUGGCAGACUGUGCCUUUGAUCUGGUCAACAUCCACCUUUUCCAUGAUGCCUCCAACCUGAUUGCGUGGGAGAAGAGCCCCUCUGUGUACUCCGGGACCAGGCAGAAGGCGCUGGGCUACGUCUUAGACAGGAUCACGGACCAGCGGCAUGAGAGGCUGCCAUAUUUCGUGUUCGGGGACUUUAACUUCAGGCUGGACUCCAAACAGGUCAUUGAGAGUCUUUGCUCCAGUACCACCCUGCAGACAGUCCGAGCCGCCGACACCAACGAGGUGGACAAGCUAAUAUUCAGAGAGAGUGACAAUGACCGGAAGGUUGUUCUUCAACUUGAAAAGAAGCUUUUUAAUUAUGUCAACCAGGACGUUUUCCGGGAAAACAAUGGGAGCCCACUUUUAGAGUAUGACAAAGAGCUGUCGGUGUACAAGGAUCGGCUGCAUGAGCUGGAGAUCUCCUUUCCACCCAGUUACCCGUACAGUGAGGACAGCAGCCAGGGGAAGCAGUACAUGAACACCCGAUGCCCCGCCUGGUGCGACCGGAUCCUGCUGUCUGCCUCUGCCAGGGACCUGGUCUUGAAGCCUGAAAACGAAGAGAAGUCUGUAGUCUAUGAUAACAUCGGGCCCAACGUCUGCAUGGGGGACCACAAGCCUGUCUUCCUGUCCUUCCGAAUAACAGCGGGGGCAGGGAAGUGUUGCCAAAGGGGGGAGAAGAUAUUCCGAGAAGCGCCUCUGUGAGAACACAAGAGAAACAAACAGGACACACACAUGCAUGCACACACAUGCACACACACACACACACACACACACACACACACUUUGCACAAGCAUACACUGAAGUUUUUCAGCAGUGCUGAGCAGUUGCAGUUGUCCUGACGCCUCAUCCUUACACCCUGCCGUUUUCUCUCCAUAAAACACUUGUUGAGAUGUGGACGAGCACCGAGGGCUCCAGACAGACACACAUCGCUGACCUCACUGUUGCCAUGCAACCCCAUUCCCCCCAAGAAGAAAAAAAAAGGACGGACGACUCUUUUCCAUGCCGCAGCCUCGUUGCCAAAACUCUAAUCUAAAUCAGUCCUACUACUUACUUUUAGACACCGUACUUGCCAUUUUUAGGUAUGCCUCUCUGUAUAGAGCUACUCUCACACAGUAUGUAAGGUGUUUUAAGUGCAAUGCAAAAACAAGUUGUAUAUCUAUAUUGUUAGGUUUAUUUGUACAUUGGACAGUAUAACAUAGAGUUGUUGAUGAUUUUAGUGCCGUUCUCUUUCUGACCAAACUUUGCGGUCCCUUUGUUGGAACAGAUAACCUUUCCGUUUAUUUCAACAAUUUAUAAAUAUAUAUAUAAAUAUAUACAUUUUUGUUUUUGAGUUGUUGUGUGCACAACACAUUGCCAUGCCUGACACAUCAGUUGAGUCUCAUUUUAUAUACUGUACUUUUUAAAGAGAUAAUUUAUAAUUCUUACCAAAAUGUUUAUGCUGAAGUGUGCAGAGAGUGACCUUUGAGUAGAGACUCUUCGUGAUUGAUCGCCUCCCAGAAUGUUUUAAGCAGUGCCAUAGACCAUGCAAGUAUAUAAGAUAUUGUUUCAUAUAUAGCUCUCACAUUAGUUCAUUAUUAUUCUUACUCUAACUUAUUUCUAUAAUAUUAUGGUUCUGAAUGUGAUAUUUUAGAUAGGCUUGGGUAUCCUUCAAAUGUUUUUUUGUGUGUCAUUUUUUUUGUUGUUACUGCAUUUGGUGCCAAGUAUCCUAAACCGAGAUGAAAUGUGUAAGAGUUCUAGAAUAAGUGGUAACGGUGUUGAUUAUGUCAUGUAAAAAAAGAGAGAAACUCUAACGCGGGAAGAGCAGGGAGCUUUUUAUUUGUUUCAGCCUUAUUUGCAGAUCAUUGAGCAUUAGGUUUCUUUUGUAUCGAUUUCAUUUACUACACUACAGAUUUCAGACUGUGAUUUAUUUUUCAUCUAAAUCACUGCAAGUGGAAAUGAUUUUGUGCCUGCCGCAGAAUUUAUGUUGUCUUGUGUGAUUUUGGUUUGUAGGCCCUGCUUGUUUUUGUCCCUGUGGGUGUUCUGUAGGAGUAAGCCGCAGUUUCUCUUCACUCCAUCUUAUAAAGCAGAUAGAGAUUUUAUUCUAUAGCCCCCUCCCCCCCCCCCUCCGGACGGCCUGCUGUAGGUGAUGCAGUUCUCAAGCAAUAAAAAAAUACCUUUAGAGCUCA
Molecule: messenger RNA, 3113 nt
Organism: Trematomus bernacchii (emerald rockcod)
Lineage: Eukaryota; Metazoa; Chordata; Actinopteri; Perciformes; Nototheniidae
Gene: inpp5a
Product: inositol polyphosphate-5-phosphatase A
Exons: 16
Coding region: 402-1649 (415 amino acids)
Biological process (GO): phosphatidylinositol dephosphorylation
Molecular function (GO): inositol-polyphosphate 5-phosphatase activity
Source: RefSeq, a predicted model, not a curated record